Durusdinium trenchii is the source of this 1147-nucleotide messenger RNA. The record is from the annotation of a GenBank genome assembly. NCBI's taxonomy places the organism in Eukaryota, Dinophyceae, Suessiales, Symbiodiniaceae.
UUUGCCUCUGUUGGUACUUGUUUUGCAAGAUGGAUUUUCCUCAAGGUUUGCAAUGGCGACUCUAAGCCAUGGUUGCGAUCGCGCUGCGCAAGCGCUGUCCUUUCUCCAACGUCUCAAUUUCAGCGCCCCGGCCAAUCUGGAGCGAGCUGAGUGUCCUUCUUGCAGGAAGUGGGUGCGGCUGUACUGCGCCAGAUGUGUUCGGAGCGUAGUGGAGCUUCCAGAGCCGUUAAGCCUAACCCUACAGGUGAUGAUUCUCAGACAUCCCAAGGAGGCUGCCGCAAAGUCUUCGGCGACGCCUCUCUCCCUACUGUCACCUGACAUUCAGGUGCGCGAGUGGGGACCCCACUGCGUUGAUCAGACCUGGGAGCCUGGGACCUGGCUGGUGUUCCCCAGUGAGGACGCGACAGACGCGUCUUCAGUGGACUGGGCUGAGGUCACCGGAUUGGUGCUGGUAGAUAGCCGCUGGAAACAUGCAAAAGCAGUGGUGGAUGAUCCAAAACUCCAACUCAGAACGUUGCCAGCCAUGAAGCUUGGCCCGGAAUCUUCCGUGCGCUCGUGUUUCUGGCGUUCCGCAACUGAGAAGCUUGACUUGGAGGGCCUACUCUCUACGGCUGAGUGCUUGCACUGGCUGCUGAAGCUCCGUCAAAGAUCCCAAGGCUUAGAAGUGCGAUGUAGCGACCCCGUGCUCAACGCGCAACUCUACAGCAACCGCGCGCAUGUGCGGUUGCUGCUGCGGCAGUUUGUGGAAGCUGAAGCUUGGCAGAGAAGGCCCGGCGAUGCUGAUUUGCAGAAGCUACGAGCAGCUUGUGCUGAGAAGUUGGCAGGUCAGCAGCAGAGGCGGAGGGCACAAGAGGCUGCAGCCAACAGAGACUUCAACGCCGAUGAGGCCAUGGCGGUGCAAGACAAGGCAUGCGGCAUGCGGACAAUCGAGUCCACUCCAGAAGAUGCCAAACUCUACAGAGGCAUUGGCCGCUGCUUUCUGUUGGGGGAGCGGCAGGAGAUGCUGGACACUGGGCAGAAGCUGGUUCGAUUUGUGGGCCAGGAGCUGCCAAAGAUGCAGAAAGCCAGCCAAGAGCUGGAGAAGCGCAAAGACGACGCAGAGAAGGUGAUGGCCUCCAACCUACUAGCGACAUUUUGGCGGAUGUGA